Molecule: messenger RNA, 3324 nt
Organism: Beta vulgaris subsp. vulgaris (sugar beet)
Lineage: Eukaryota; Viridiplantae; Streptophyta; Magnoliopsida; Caryophyllales; Amaranthaceae
Exons: 3
Coding region: 1-3324 (1107 amino acids)
Molecular function (GO): RNA-DNA hybrid ribonuclease activity; nucleic acid binding
Source: RefSeq, a predicted model, not a curated record
AUGGUCUUUCUCAUGGAGACCAAGAUAGAUGCUACGAAGUUACAAGUUGUUAGAGACAAGUGCGGUUUUAUGGACGGGUUAUGUUUGAGUAGUAGGGGUUUGUCGGGGGGUUUGGGGUUCUGGUGGCGAGAUGUGAAUGCUAGGGUGGUGCCUUAUUCAGCUCACCAUGUGUUUGUGGAAAUUUGUGAUGGGAAUAAUGUGCCAGUUUGGGCAGCGGUGGGUAUUUAUGGAUGGCCGGAAACGGAGAAUAAGCAUAGGACCUGGAGGUUGAUGCAAUCCCUUAAGGUGUCUUCUCCUCUUCCUAUGGUAUUUUUUGGCGACUUUAACGAGAUACUUCACGGUUCUGAAAAAGACGGUGGUGUGGCUCGACGGGAGAUACUUAUGGAUGCUUUUCGGGAGACGAUUGAGGGAUGUGACCUGCGGGAUUUGGGUUUCCGUGGGAGUACUUUUACUUGGCAGCGAGGUAAUGAUCCGGAUACGUUGAUUCGGGAGCGGUUGGAUAGAUUUUUGGCGUCUGAGGAUUGGUGUGCUUUGUUUCCUUACUCUUGGGUGCGGAAUUUUCCCAUUUAUAAAUCGGAUCAUGCUCCUAUUCUUCUUUCAGCAGAUGUUGCUCCACCACGACGGUCGAGGAAAAAGUUGUUCUAUUUUGAGGCGUUAUGGCUUUCCAAGCCGAAGUGUCAGGAGGUGGUGAGGCAGGCGUGGGAGAGCGAGGCUGGAACGGGUAUUGAGGGGCGGAUAGCUGCGUGCGCAGCGAGCCUAGGCACGUGGGCUGCUACGACUUUUGGUGAUCUGAAGAAGAAGGUGAAAGACAAGGAGGCUGAGCUUGAGUUGUGGCAAAAUAAGCCGCCGGAUGGGGUGAUGCUGGAGAGAUGUCGGGGAUUGGUGAGUGAGUUGGAUGAGCUGCAUCGACUUGAGGAAUCUUAUUGGCAUGCUAGGAGUAGAGUAAAUGAGUUGAAGGAUGAUAAAUACCGCGAUGUAGAUGGCGUUUUGAAAACAGAUGAGGAGGAAAUUGGUGAUGUUAUUUCGAAUUACUUCAUGGACAUUUUUUCUUCUUCUUCUCCGUCGGGAUUUGAUGAUGCAUUGGCAGGUUUGUCUAGGAAGGUGUGUGAUGUGGCAAAUGAUGCGUUGAUUGCUGAGCCUACGAGGGACGAAAUUUAUCAUGCUUUGUUUCAAAUGCAUCCUAACAAAGCUCCUGGGAUUGAUGGCAUGCAUGCUUUAUUUUACCAAAAAUUCUGGCAUAUUGUGGGUGAUGAUGUAGUUUCUUGUGUGCAAAAUUGGUGGCAUGGUAAUGUUGAUCUGCAGAUGCUGAACAAGACUUGCAUUACGCUUAUUCCUAAGUGCCAGCAUCCGAUCCAGAUGGGGGAUUUCCGGCCCAUCAGUCUGUGUAAUGUGCUUUACAAGGUGAUUUCGAAAGUUAUGGCUAAUAGGCUCAAAGUUAUUCUCCCUGAUUUAAUCUCUUCACAGCAAAGUGCUUUCGUUCCUGGUCGACUUAUUACGGAUAACGCAAUGAUAGCUUUUGAAAUUUUUCAUUAUAUGAAGCGUUCAGGAGACGGAAGAACAGGGUCAAUGGCCUUUAAGCUUGAUAUGAGUAAGGCUUACGACAGAGUCGAGUGGUCUUUUCUUGAGAAGGUGAUGCUUAAGUUGGGUUUCUGUGAGAGUUGGAUUCGACGGGUGAUGGUGUGUCUGUCUAGUGUUACUUAUUCGUUUAAGCUUAAUGGGAAAGUGCAGGGAAAUAUUAUACCAUCGAGGGGGCUUCGGCAGGGAGAUCCGUUGUCCCCGUAUUUAUUCCUCCUUUGUGCUGAGGCUUUUUCUGCGUUGUUGACAAGGGCUGCAGGUGAUGGGAAAAUUCAUGGAGCCAGGGUAUGUCGUUCUGCUCCUCGGAUUUCUCAUUUAUUUUUUGCUGAUGAUAGUAUUCUUUUUGCUAGAGCUACACUUCAGGAAUGCUCUAUGGUGGCUGAUAUUAUCAGUGUAUAUGAAAGAGCAUCUGGUCAGAAGAUUAAUUUUAAUAAGUCUGAAGUGUCUUUUAGCAAAAAUGUGAAUGUGACUAGAAGAUGUGAGAUUCGCAAUCUGUUUGGAGUUAAGGAGGUAGUGAAACAUGAUAAAUAUUUGGGGCUACCAACUUUGAUCGGUAGAUCCAAAAAGGCUGUAUUUUCUGUGCUUAAAGAGCGAGUCUGGAAGAAGUUGCAGGGAUGGAAGGAGAAAUUGUUAUCCAAAGCCGGAAAAGAGGUACUUAUCAAAGCGGUAAUUCAAUCUAUUCCAACCUAUAUGAUGAGUUUAUUUUCUAUUCCUGAGGGUAUUCUUGAUGAUAUAAACUCUUUGUGUGCCCGUUUCUGGUGGGGGGGUAAAGGGAUGGAAAAGAAGAUGCAUUGGGUAAGUUGGGAGAAAUUGUGUCUGCCGAAAUCCUAUGGUAGAAUGGGAUUCCGUGAUUUGAGAACUUUUAAUCAAGCUCUGUUGGCUAAGCAGGGAUGGAGGUUGAUGUGUGAUGUUGGGGGGUUGGCUCAUCAAGUUAUGCAAGCUCGCUACUUCAAGAAUGAUAACUUUGUAGAUGCGCGACGAGGUUAUGAUCCUAGUUUCGUGUGGCGGAGUAUCUGGGGAGCUAAGUCUCUGCUUCUAGAGGGAUUGAAAUGGCGGGUCGGGAAUGGAGCAAAUAUUAGAGUGUGGGAUAUGGCUUGGCUACCGGGGGACUCGGUUUCGGUGGUUCCUACCCCAAAUGUGGAGAGCCCGGGGGACUUAGUUGUGGCGGACUUGAUAGGGGAAAAUGGGUGCUGGGAUGCGGAGGCUCUGUCACUACACCUUACGGGAGGAUGCGGCAUUGGUGCGGGAUAUUCCUUUGAUUGGAUCACUCGGAUUUAUGACAUUUGCGAGUCUUGCUUGGGCUUCUUGGUCAUACGUAAUUCCGUGGUACAUGCUGACCCAUGGAAUAACUCACAGGUUGGUGCUCUUGGUUUUUUGAAGUUGGUGACAGAUUAUAAGGCCUAUGCUGGGGCGGUUUUCACUCGGAUGUCUGCUGCUACUUUUCCUCACUCGCGUGGCAGCUGGGUACCUCCUCCUGCUGCUCAUUUUCGUGUAAACACUGAUGCUGCGUUGCUGGGGGAUGAGGGAGUGGGCCUGGGUGUCGUGGUCCGGGACGAACUGGGUGUGGUACGUGCAGUAGCAGUGCGUCGAAUCCGCACGCAAUGGACAGCGGCACUGGCAGAGGCUAUGGCUGCCAAAUUUGGCCUUGUUAUUGCGCGCAAUUUGGGGUACUUGAACGUUGAACUGGAAUCGGAUGCGUUAAGCCUUGUUAAAUCUGUCCAUGGCAAGAUGAGGAAGAGCUCCUGUUGA